This is a messenger RNA of Amorphotheca resinae ATCC 22711, 207 nucleotides long. RefSeq lists its product as hypothetical. The transcript has a single exon. NCBI's taxonomy places the organism in Eukaryota, Fungi, Ascomycota, Leotiomycetes, Helotiales, Amorphothecaceae. The annotation marks the transcript as partial. The record is from RefSeq and is a predicted model, not a curated record.
UACAUAUAUCGAUACCCUAAGAGCGGAUUAAUCGUUAUAACCUACGUAGACGACUUCUUAUUAGUCGGCCUAAAAGGGAAAGAGCUAGCGGAUCUAAAAGUAGCCCUACAGAACGCGUUUAAGAUAAAGGAUCUAGGUCUCUACUACUACUUUGUAGGCGUUAGGAUCGUUAGGAACAGAGGUAACAGGACUAUAUCCCUUAUAUAA